Messenger RNA from Oldenlandia corymbosa var. corymbosa, 950 nucleotides. The record is from the annotation of a GenBank genome assembly. NCBI's taxonomy places the organism in Eukaryota, Viridiplantae, Streptophyta, Magnoliopsida, Gentianales, Rubiaceae.
GUGGUAGUAUGCACUUAUUUCCCCUAUAAAAAUAAGCCAAUCAUUUCAUACUUAAAUCAUUCAAUUCCAUUUACAUCAAUUAAUCAUACAUCCAAAACCAAAGAAAAGCAAAAAAAACUAUUGUGAAUUUAGUUAUUCCUUGCAAUGAAUAACAAACUUCUCUUUGCCACUUCCUUUCUAGCAUUCAUAAUCUUCCACACAAACUUAAUCUUCUCCUCGGCGACUUCAGCGCCACCGGCGGUGCGUGAUGUCCGUGGGAGGGAGCUCCGGGGAGGCAUCGGAUAUGCCAUAACUUACACGAUAUUGCCGGCCAUUACUUCUAGCCCGGACCUCGCCGGCGUCUUUUUAUCAAAAGAUUGCCCUCCUCAGGUCAUCCAAGAUAACGUUCAAGAAAGCGCGGAAUUCAAAAAUGGAACACCACUUCUUAUUACUGGAUUGGACUUGAAAAAGAGCAUCAUUCGGACUUCUUCCGAUGUCAACAUCCGAUUCUUUGGCGACAACAAUUGUUCUUCUUCACUAGUAUGGAAGCUUCAAGACAUGGAUCCCUUGACUGGAAACUAUUAUGUGGGUGUUGGAGGAGUUAUAGGGAAUCCUGGUCCUCAAACUGUGAACAAUUGGUUCAAGAUUGAGAAGACUAAAGUUGGGUACAAGCUUAGAUUCUGUCCUUCAGUUUGCAAAACUUGCAAAGUCAUGUGUAAGGACAUUGGCAUUGUUAAGGAUCAGAAUGGGAAGAGGCGUUUGGCUCUAAGUGAUAUUCCUUUUGAGGUUAUAUUUGGUUAGAUGCAUGUUUUUUUUUUCCACGUUGUUGCGUGCACAACAUGUACGAUUGUGCUUAAGUUAAGUUUUGUUUAGUGUAAGACAAAAUGUUGUCAAGUGUACGUUUUCAUGUUAGUCCCUCAUAUUAUUCAAAGAAAAUAAUGUCAAGCGCUAUGGUUUUUGUUUUGUUUUUU